Parasteatoda tepidariorum (common house spider) is the source of this 5708-nucleotide messenger RNA. RefSeq names its product bicaudal D-related protein homolog. The record is from RefSeq and is a predicted model, not a curated record. Lineage: Eukaryota; Metazoa; Arthropoda; Arachnida; Araneae; Theridiidae.
UUGGUUUAUGAAAUCUUUCAUCAUUUUCGUACAGGUAAGAGUUGGUUCCCUAGGUUACUGGCCAGCGUUCUAUCAAACGAGCAUGGUGUGUUGUGGACGUGGAUAUUUCAAAGAAUCUUCGUUACGUUAAAGUUUAUGUGUCUUGAUCUGUCCACUGUAGAUAUAUUUUCAAUUUUUAUUAAUUUUCCUUAAGAACUCGUAAAAGAGUUUUAACUUAUGUAAACUGAAAUAGCGCGGAAACUUGUCUGCCCUAUUUUUUUACAGGUUGAAAUCAAGUGGCAAAAGAAAAAAUGACAGAAUUCACCUGGAUACGGUGAGAAAUGAAUUCUCGAUUCGCAUGCGAGAGCUGCUAUCUUUCGGAUAUUAUACACUUGUUAUAGUUUUAAAUUCAUGAUUUUUUCUGUUAUUCUAAUCAAGAAUUUUGAGUGAGUGAUUUACCAUCAAAUAUUGUGAUUUUAUUUUAUUGUUAACGAGUAUUUUAUCUGAAAAACAUCGAAUAAAUGAAAAAGUCGUUUUCUCAAAGUUUUUAAAAAUAAAUCGUCUGCGAUAUAUUGUAAAGAUUGUGAUAUUUUAGAGUGGAGUUGCUCUUUUAAACUCCAGGAAUCGUCUGCCACUGCCAUAGCAGUGUUAAUGCAUUUAUCUGUUUUUUUGAGAAUUUAAAAGCAAUAAAGUCAAAUGAAAACAGGCCGUUGGAUAAGAUUAGAAUGUUCGGGAUGUUUUGAAUUCGCUGUGCUCCGGCCAGCAUGACCACCUGCAGGGCGGAAGAUAUUCAGCAGGAAAUGUCAUACUCUCACAAUUUUUACGGCGAUCUGGAAGAUUACGUAUCCCAGAUGGAGAAUCAGCAAGCUCAAAAUAAUGUGGACGCAGACGAUGUUUAUGCUCAGCUAGCCCGAAAAGAAAAAGACCUGAUAUUAGCAGCUGAGUUGGGCAAAGCACUUUUAGAAAAAAAUGAAGAGAUCAGCCGUGCCAAUGAAAAAUUGACGGAAGAAUAUUCUCAACAAUUAGAGAUUCUUGAGCAAGAGAAGCAUGGACUGAGAAGAAAGCUCGACUCUCUUGUGGGAGAUUACGACAGCAGAAUACUCGAACUGCAAAGUGAUAUAGAAGAGCUUAGAAAAGAAUUAGAAGAGCAGAACACUUUACAGAGGACUACAGAGAAAGAAAAAUCUCAGUUACUGCAAGAGCUUACAGAACAGAAUCACAGGUUAACCGCCCAGGUUAAGCAAGCUGCUCGGACGGAAGAGCAAUUGCAAGCUCAACUUCAAACGCUGAGAGAACAGUUCAAUGUUCGCAAAUCAAACUUACACGACCAUGUGUCACAACUGGAGGGUUUGCGAGAAGAAAUCAACCUGCUGGAGGGUAGAAAAGCGGAUCUGGGCCAAAGAAUCCAUGCUCUCACAGAUGAAAGAGAAAACUUGAAUCUUUCCUUAGAAGAAUCUGGUGAUAGGAUAAUCUUGCUGCAAAAACAAAAUAGAGAACAAGAACAAAAAAUCCGAAAUCAGCAGCAAGAUUUGGAGGAUUUAAGGCAAACCAAUUCGCAGCUGCAGGCAAAAUUGGAUGUACUGCUAAGGAGAAGUCCAAACGGCAAUUCAUCAUUAUUGGAUGAAAUAGAAAUGUCAGCACCCUCAUCAAUGGAAGAGGAUGCAGUUCGGCUGCAGGGUAAUAUUGCAGAUGAAGACAUAGAAUGUGAUGAUCUAGUCCUUCCUUUCGCUGGUUUAUUCCCCGAAGGAGAAGAAAAUCAAAAAAUGACUCAAGAAGUGAUAGAUAUCUAUCAUCAGUUGAGGCGGUUGUGCUUUGAACUUCGAAGGCGGAAAGACAGUAUGUCGGUGGACAGUGGAAUCUCAUCCACGACUCCAGAAGAGUUACAAGCUCACCAAGUACGAGUGGGAAUGUUCUCAAACCUUCUCCAAGAAUUUAAGAGCCUUAUCGAAGAUCUAUUAGCUCAAGGACCUGAUCCUUGCCUUACUUGUCAAUCUGUUGCUCUCGCUAUGGAUUCCCAAAACCUUGAGCGACUGAAGAAAGAACUUCAAGAGAAAACAAUUAGUCUAAAAGAGAAAAGUGAAGAACUUAUUCAAUUGAAUACCAAGGCAAGCAUUCAAGAAACUGAAUUAGCUGCUUUGAGGGAAGAAAGAGACCACCUAAGGCAAGAUGUUGAUAGUAGUAAAUGGGCCAAAGAUGAGAUUGUUAAGAAAGCCUGGACAAUGCGAGAUCAAGCUGUUGCCAGAAAAAACAAUGUGGAAAUCGUUCUCGCAAAAACUCGCAUUGAACUUAUGCACAUCAAUAGUCAACUCAUGGAAGCUGUGCAACAAAAGGUUGAACUAUCACAGCAGCUUGACCAAUGGCAGUUGGAUAUGCAAGCCCUCCUUGAUGAGCAAAUGAAAAAGAAACUAAAAACUUACGAAGAGAAAGAAGAAAGACGUCCAAGUCGACAGGGACAAUCACUAAAACGUCCUGCUAAUUCAAAGGGAAAACUUUUUAAACUAUUCAGGUGAUGGAACUCACCGAGGACAAUCGAAAUAUAUUUUUUUUUCUAAUUCAUUUUACCUACAUGACUUGUCUCAAUGUAUGCAAUCCUAAAUACUAGUUUGUUUUUUAAAUAGUUGUGUAAAAUACUUUUUAGAUUUUUAUAAGCGUUGUUAGAUCUCUUUUCAAAAAAAAAUCAAUCCUCUUGUUCCAGAAAUUCACCAUAGGCAAAUAUAUCAUCUCUUGCUAUGCUGUUCAUAUUGGAGAAUUCUACUUAACCUUUCAUGAUGUCAGUUGAACCCCCAUUUCGGAACAAAAAAUUGCAUUUCUAUUUUUGUGGAAUUCUUGUCCUAAAUUGCUGCUUAAAAAUAUUCACUAAAGUCAAUCGACCUAUGUCUUUUUCAAGCAGGGUGAGGUUAAGGCCAGAAGGAUUUCAAUGGCGAAAUAAAUAAAUUAAAAAAAAAAGAGUUUUUAAUUGUUUUAAGAUACCAAAAAUGAAUUCAGAUAAUAGUAGCUCUUGGCAAAGAGGUAGGGAAAAAAAGGUCAUUUUUAUUAAUUUAAGAGUUAGAAGGUUGUAAUAAGUGACAUUAAAAAUAUAAACUUUAGAAGGGUUACAAACUGCUAAAAAAAUACAUUUUUAUAAAAAGAACAGUCUUCUUAUAAACUGGCAACAACAAAAAUGUAAUUUCUAUUCAAACAAUUUAAACCUAACAAGUUUCUAAACCUCGAAUGAACUCCCUAAAAUUGAACUCUACCCCUAAUUCUUCCUUGUUUACUGUGCAAUUUUCCUUUUGAAAUGUACUUAGUAGCCUGACAUGAGUGACUUAAUAUUCCAGAACUCAAAGUCACGAACUCCUUAGAUGCUGACGUAACAAUUGAACUAUACAAUUUCACACAAAGUAAUUAUUUUUGCCAUUGAAAUUAUUUUGCCUCUUGAUCUGUUUUAACGGAUGACAUCAUACGGACUAUAGGGAAUUUUAAGGAUUUUCUUAAUGAGUAUUUUUGCAAGAAUUACCCAUUAACUUCAGAAAAUAAUUUUUUAAUUGGAAUCUCUGCUUUUUAUGGCUCUUUGCGAAAGAACGAUUUCUACGUCUUAAAAUGAAUAAGAGAAUCUAUUUUUAGCUAUGAAUUAAUAUAGAAAGACUCUUAUGAGACAUUCUACAUUAUAUAUACACAUAGGUUUGCUGGAAUAAGCUGUGUUGUUUGACUGGAACAAAAGGGUUAAAAUUCUUCCUGGAUACAGUUCUACUCAAAAGCAUAUUUGUGAUAAAAGUUGCCUAUUGCCUACAUCUCAAACACAGGGACCAAUAUAUAUAUAUUUAACGAAUGGAGGGAUUGUACAUACAUAUGUUUGUUAACUACGUCAUUCCUUGUAUGUAAUGUGUAUAUCGCAUUGUAUUGUUGAGGAAUUUUUUUAUUUAUUUAAUUUAGUUUUUUCCUAGUGCAUAUAUGUUUUAGUUGCAAUACAUUUCCAUCGUUGUGUGCCUUAAGGUGCUUCAUCAGCAGACAAAUUAACUUUGUUUCAUAAUCCGGUGAUAAGAAAAAGUAUUGUUCCUUGCAUUUCAUUUCAUUUAUUGCUUUUAAGGAAAUAGUUUUAAAAUUGCAUUUUAACAACUCUUAAGCGAAUGAACUGUUUUAAAAAAUAAUUUUAUCAUUAUACCGAACAAUUUUACUUUUUUUCUAUUUCUUUCCUUCUCUAUUAGUUAAAGGAAAUUUACCUUCUCACUGAAAUGCAAAAAUUUUAAUUAUUAUAACUUUUUUUUCCCAUUUUCUUUUUUAAAAAGGUAUUGAAUAUAUUUUCAACAUCGGCUUAUAACAAAAGAGGUUUUAAUUAUCAUUGAAAACAUACAAUAAAAUAAGUUUAAAUGCAAUCGAAAUUAAUAAUUAUAAUAUUUUAAAUUAGGUAAUAAUGUGUGUUAUUACUUAAUUUACCUGUUGUUUAACGCCAUUAAGAAAAUUAUAAGCUCAAAUAUUAAAUGAUAAAUAAUCGUAACUUCUUAGCAAUCUAUAUUCUGGAGCAAUAAAUUGAUUUCUCUAAUUAAAGAAAAUAUUAAUAAUUAAUUUGGAAGUAUAUUACUUAAACUUAUAAGGAUUUCGUCUUCUCUCUUUUUGGUACAUGGAAAGUUUAAAUAGUUUAAACUAAAGAAAAAUGCAUUUGAAAGUGACCUUAAAAUUCUCUUCAGUUGUGGAUAAGUAUGUGAUUGUAACUUUUUUUUUACUGAUCAAAAUCAUGAUAUUCACAAACAUCAGGUCGUAUAAAGGCAUAGUCAAACCGUGGAAUUGUUUUAAAGUUUAAAAUACGCUGUCUUUGACUAAGGUAGCACAGUUCUAUGACUGAAAAUAUUUAUCGCUUUUAUCUUUGUUACUCUUUUGUUUCCUUUCAAAUAUUAAAUUAAAGAACAUUUUAAAUUAAAGAAGUGUUUAAAUUCCAGGUGUUAAAGUUCUCUUAACACCUGAAUAACCUUGUUUGUAUAAAUUAUCAUUUGCAUUGAUUUUAUGCUGUGUAAAUACUUGAUGUUGUUAUCUAAAUUUUAAAUUGAUUUAUCUUUAAAAGUUGAAGGCUUUAAAUUAUACUUAUUAUUUUUCUGGUACAUUAUAUAGGACAGGGUGUAAUGCAUUGAUCUCCCUUUAUCUAUCUUUUUAAAUCCUGUCAAAACUGAAGCCAGAGUAGGAUUUUUUAAGUGAGAGAAAAUUAAUAUAAAAGAGGAAAAAAAAUAAGAUGAUAUCAAAGUUUAAUGAGCCACUAGUGAGAAAAGCGGGACAAAACCUGUUUCACUGCUUAAUAUAACUAAAAAGUGUUUUUAACAACUGCCUUGCACCACAUCUCUGUGAAUCAAACUGGUUUUGAUGUUUUCAGUUCUCGCCUUUCUCAAUAAUGAUUCAGUGGCUUUGCAUUUUAUUUUUAUUUACUUUUUAUAUUAAGUUUUACUUGAAUUCUAAAAAUAAAUACGUUGAGGGCGGACAUCAAGAUACAACCUGUAUAGUGAGAUAAUACGAAGAAAAAUUCAAGUGUUAGUUUCGUGAAAUGUGUUGGGGUUUUUUUUCAGAAUUUUUAAAAGACUAUAUUUUUCAAUCGUUAUAAUGCAUGGAUCUCAUGAACACAAAUCUUUGUUACUCUGAAAAUUGAAAAUCUUAAGAGUUGGGUAAUGUAUGUGUUAAAAUUCACUCUUUGUUAUAAUCAUCACUCAAAAUAUGUUACAUUAGAUAUGUGUUAUAAAAAAAUAAAAACGUUGAUGUGUUAUAGAGAA